AUGAAUGCCUGGAGCCUCCUCCUCCUGGUGGGCCUCCUGGCUUUGGGGAGCCAGCUGCCUGCUGCCUCAGGCAGGAGGAAGGGAGAGAGACACGGGGGAUGUCCACCAGAUGAUGGGCCCUGCCUCCUGUCAGUGCCUGACCAGUGCAUGGAUGACAGCCAGUGUCCCUCGAGGAUGAAGUGCUGCCACAAAAGUUGCUUCCGUCAGUGUGUCCGCAGGGUCACAGUAAAGCAGGGCGCCUGCCCCGAGGACCUCCUGCGCUGCCUCAGCCCCGUUCAGCACCUGUGCCACCAGGACUCAGACUGCCCGGGCAGCAGCCGGUGCUGCCUCAGCGCCUGCGGCCGGGACUGCCGGAGCCCUGUCAGAGGUGCAACCUGUGAAUGUGUGUUAUAUGGCAAAAAGGAGAUUGUCCUGGGCGGGUCUGGACAAUCAGGUGUCCUGGCUUAA
This is a messenger RNA of Miniopterus natalensis, 447 nucleotides long. NCBI's taxonomy places the organism in Eukaryota, Metazoa, Chordata, Mammalia, Chiroptera, Miniopteridae. The record is from RefSeq and is a predicted model, not a curated record.